Lucilia cuprina (Australian sheep blowfly) is the source of this 1571-nucleotide messenger RNA. It is a transcript of the gene calypso, whose product is annotated as ubiquitin carboxyl-terminal hydrolase calypso. Lineage: Eukaryota; Metazoa; Arthropoda; Insecta; Diptera; Calliphoridae. Gene Ontology annotation, biological process: protein deubiquitination; ubiquitin-dependent protein catabolic process. The record is from RefSeq and is a predicted model, not a curated record. The transcript is spliced from 2 exons. The coding region runs from base 141 to 1499 and encodes 452 amino acids. Gene Ontology annotation, cellular component: cytoplasm. Gene Ontology annotation, molecular function: cysteine-type deubiquitinase activity.
CGUCGCCUUAAUGGUUGUCGCGCAGGCCUCUGCAAUAAAAGCAUCUUUUAUUUUUUUGUUUACUAUUCAGCGAAAUAAUUAUACAGAUUUGCAAAGAUAUAAAUAGAAACAAAAUAAUAUAAUAAAAGAUUUUAUUUAUUAUGUCGGCUAAUAAAAUGCCGGUAGACAUUAAUCGUCUUACAGAAGGUUGGUUGGAAUUGGAAUCAGAUCCGGGACUUUUCACACUAUUGCUAGAAGAUUUUGGUGUACAUGGAGUGCAAGUAGAAGAAGUAUAUGAUCUUCAGAAACCAAUAGAAGGUCCUGUAUAUGGUUUUAUUUUUCUCUUCCGUUGGAUUGAGGAAAGAAGAGCACGAAGAAAAAUUGUUGAAACUACUGCCGAAAUCUUUGUAAAAGAUGAUGAAGCAGUAGCAAACAUAUUCUUUGCUCAGCAAGUAGUCCCAAAUAGUUGUGCUACUCAUGCGUUACUUUCAGUACUCUUAAAUUGUAGUGAAGCUGAUUUACAUUUGGGAGAUACAUUAAGCAGACUUAAAAGUCACACUAAGGGCAUGUCUCCUGAAAAUAAGGGUUGGGCUAUUGGCAAUACCCCAGAGCUCGCGUGUGCUCACAAUUCACAUGCUAUGCCUCAAGCCAGAAGAUUAUUGGAGCGAAAUGCUGGCUCAGGCAUAUCUACGGGACGCUUUACUGGAGAAGCAUUUCAUUUUGUAAGUUUUGUUCCUAUAAAUGGACAUCUAUUUGAAUUGGAUGGCUUAAAGCCUUAUCCAAUGGACCAUGGAGGCUGGAAAGAAUGUGAGGACUGGACAGAUAAAUUCAGGCGGGUUAUGGCAGAACGCCUUGGCAUUGCUACCGGUGAACAGGAUAUUCGUUUCAAUUUAAUGGCCGUAGUUCCAGAUCGUCGAAUAGCUAUAACGCACAAAUUGAAGAUGUUGCGCACUAAUCAGGCCAUUGUGUCAGGAACUUUACAAAAACUUUUGAAAGCCAACGAAGCAGCUGCAGGUGCUUCAGAUAAUGGCCUAACUGCAUUAAAAUCAGAAGAAAAUGGUACAGAUCAAUCGUCAUCUUUAUCUACAUCAUCCUCACAAUUGCAACAACAACGUAGUGUUUCACCUUCUCCCCUUUUAGACGCCUCAAACGCAUUCACUGUACGAGACUUGCAAUCUCUAUUAAAAAAUCUUGAUUCAGAAAUUGCAAUAAAUGAACAACAUUUAAAUGAUGAAAAUGAUCGACGCUAUAUGUUUAAGGUGGAUGAUUGCCGACGUACACAUAAUUAUGAUGAAUUUAUCUGUACAUUUCUUUCGAUGUUAGCACACCAGGGAGUUUUGGGCGAAUUGGUUAGUCAGCAUUUGCUUCCUUCAAAAAAAAUUGGUGGCCAAAGCGCAGUGAAUCGCAUCAACAAACAAACAUCAAAUAAUACCGUUGCGCCUAAACAAAAGAAUGGAAAAUCUCCAAAAACUCCAGGGCGUCGGAGAAAAGGUCGAAAUAAAUGUAAAAAACGCAAAUAAGCUUUUACAUAUGUAUAAUAUUUUUUUAAGAUUUUUUUAAGUUAAAAAUACAUAUAUACUAACUAGUAAUUA